ACGCAGGGCGCACGCACACUACCACACCGAGCAGCCGGUCCAGCGGAAAAGUUUCUAGAACGUCGUGCAACUCGAACUCCAUUUAAAGUCGUUUUCCAACAGCUGAAAUAAUUAAAUAAAUAUAGUUUAUUGCGGCUGCAACACCAAGGCCCAGAUAUACAUUUAACAGAAACCAACGUUCCAGUAACCAAACGCAUUUGCCAAGGAAACGUGUUCAUAAACUAACAGAAACAAUCCUCAAACAAACCGAAAAACAAACAAAACCAACCAACAUAAAUUAUUCCCUCAAAAGUGAUUUGAAAAUAUUGUUAUUUGUGCGAGAAAAGAUCCCCUACGCGAGUGAAGUGUCCGCUUGAGAGAGCGAUAUGUCCGCAUCUGCUGCCUCCGGUUCGCGCAAUAAACACUCCAAAAUCCGUAACGAUGAGCAGCAUUUAGACAUAACCAAGGACGAGUUCGACCGCUUCCGCCAGGCGCUCAGCCAGGAGGAGUUCCGCAGGCUGUUCUUCGAGUACGUGGAGGAGAUCCAGGACCCCGCUAACCGCAAGAUCUACGAGGAGGAGAUCACGCAGCUGGAGAAGGAGCGUGGCGUGGAGGUGAGAUUCAUUCACCCGCAGCCGGGAUUUGUGAUCAAGACCGCACAGGAUGGCGAGCUCAAGUGCUUUAUCAACAUCGCCGGCUCGCCUGAGAUCGAGAGACCCAAGAACGAGGUGGCCACGGAUCCGUCGAACGGUAGUCGCGGCCUGAGCUGGUCCAUUCCCAUGGCCCAGACAGCCUCGCGCGAUGACUGCGAUGCCAAGAAUAACCGCUGCAAGGUGUUUGACGUGGUCUUUCACCCGGACGCCCUGCACUUGGCCAAGCGGAACCAGCAGUUCCGUAAGUGCCUCAUCGACACGGCGCUGGAUGCUGUCGAGCGGGAGUAUCAGGUCACCCUGGAUCGCGCUAAUCUAAAGUUCCCCAAGCUGGACUACAAGGGCAUCGCCCGUCCCACUGUGAUACGCAAAAUGGCGAAGAAUUACUCGGCCGAGGACCAGGAACCCCAUCCCUUGGGGGACAUCUACCCCACUAAGCCGCCAUCGGCCUCUGACGCAAAGCCCCGCGUUUUGCCCAUGAAGGCGAAGCCAUCUCCCGUGCCGGAGUUCACGGUGCCCAGGUAUUCGAUCAAGCACAGCCACGAUGUGGAUUUGGCCGAGUAUACGGACGAGCUCGAUGCCAAACUGCACGUGACAGUACCGCGCUCCCUUGUCGUCGAGAUCGAGCUGCCCCUGCUCCGCUCCACAGCCGAGUGUCAGCUGGAUGUCACCGCCACGUCCGUUUAUCUGCUCAGCGAGCGCCAGGGUGCCAAGUACCGGCUGAAGCUGGACCUGCCCUUCACAGUGGACGACAAGGCGGGCAACGCCCGUUUCGACACCGAUCUGCGCCGCCUCAGCAUCACGCUGCCCGUGGUGCGGACAAACGUACGCGAGCAGCGGCAGAUGCACGACACUUUGCGCCACUUUAGCCGCGAGGACAGCGGCGUGGAGCUGCAUUCCAACAGCGAGUCGCCCGUGGAGGAAGACGGCGAUGGCGAUCUCAGCGAUUCCAAGGCGGAUGUUUCCGAGACUGCUACGCCCACUGCCACGCCAGAGCAUAAUGCCCACAAGCCGUUCCUUAAGAGCUCCGUGCACUACCAGCUGCCCGCUAAAUUCGACUGCAAUGUGCUGGACAACGUGAUGGCCUUUGUGUUGCACGUGCCCAACGUUCAACCAGACUCCAUUCAGCAGCUGAGGGAGCAGCGGAGCCUGCACCUGCAGUUUGCCACCAUCGGCAGUGGCUACUAUCCCACCCACUAUGCUUUCUACGUGGAGCUGCCGGCCGAGGAGGCAGAUCUAGCCAUCGAGAGUGCCGAGGCCGAGGCCUGGGACAAUAAUGUGGUGCUGAAGCUGUGCUUCAGCUCGCAGAGCGAAACGCCACAGGGCUAUCUGGCUGGACUGGAUGCCACGGAUCUCAAAGAGUACUCAGUCCACGGGCAGUACAAAGUGAAGGAUAAGAAGGGGGACAAGGCUAAGACUGAGGAUGCCCAGCUGGAUGUUAAGUUCAAGCACAAGGAGGGCCAGGCCCUGAAGGUCACCAUUCGCCCGGUGCCAAAGGAGAACGAAAACGAAGAGGAGGCGGAAGAGGAAGAGGAGCUGGAAGACCAGGACCACGAGCAGUUGUCGCAGCACGCUCACAGCAAAAAGCCGAAUAAGAAGCAGCGCAAGAGGAACAAGAAGGAACGCUCCUUCUCUGAGUCGGCCUGCGAGGAUAUACUGGACCAGAAACCCCUGACCGAUAUCCCCGCUCCGCAGCCCAAGGCCAAGCUGAUGCUUCCGCAGCGCAAGCAACGCAGCUACUCGGAGUGCAACGACAGCAGCGUGGGCAGUGGUUGCUCAACUCGCGGUAUCCUCAAGCGGUUCAGCCGCUAUGGACCACGGCCCUCGAUGUCCGACAGCUGCUCCUCCAUCGACGACUGCUCCUCCUCCUACUCGUGCUCUGUGGACGCUUCCGGAGUCACUCUAUUCUCGCACUCUUUUGGCGGCAUUCCCGAGGAGGAUCGCGGCGAUGCUGGACUCUCGGAGAGCUGCAAGAAGACUGUUAGGUUUAAUGACCACAUCAUGAAGCAAGUGUUCCGACUCGACUCGAGCAUCCUGGGUCAGCGUAAGAAGAACCAGAAGCGUCGUGAUCUCAAGAUGCGGGCCCAGCAACGUCGCCUCAGCGAAGGCGAUUCCGUGGAUUACGAGGAGACGCGCGGCGCUGCCAUCAAGCCACAAGGAAACUCAUCAAACAAAGGCAACAAGUCAAAGGGAGGCUCGUCCUCGUUCCACGACAGCGGCCUGGAUCUGACCGGGGGAGCUGCCCAUGGCAACAGCAGCGAGGCGGAUGCCAAGAACGCCAUGAUGUUUGAAAUGGAUGACGAGGACUAAGAUGAUGUUAUGAUGUAAACACGAAAUAUAUUCAUAGUUUUUUCGAGUGUUUUAGAGGCAUGUUUUAAAGCUAUUUAUACAUUAAUUAUUGCUACUUUUUUUUUAAAUAUUUAUACACAUUGUAUUUGGUUUUGUCUCCAAGGAACUCGCUCAAUUGGAAAUCCAUCUAAGCAUACAAAAAAUUGUAUUUAGGCAACGAAAAAUCAGGGCUAAACGGAAAUCAAAAUAUGCAUAAAACCAUUAAUUGUUAUAUAAUUCGGUUGAUCAUUGAAAUUGUUGAAGCAGAAGAACGAACCUAUUAGUAAUAGUUCAUAGUUACCCAUGUUCAUUGCAAACUAUAAGUUGUAAGUAAACAUUAAUGCAUUCAUUUAUUGCAGCCUGCAUGCUCAUAGCUCACAAUCAAUAAUCAAUACACGGCAAACAUAAACAAUAUCAAUAGUUAACAACUCCUCUAGUAUUAUACACGCAGAACAGCAUCAGAAGUAAUCUGAAGUGAAUGUAACUUUAACUUUUGUAAGCCGAAGGCGGAAAGUUAAAAUAUAUAUAUAUACACCCCAAGUGAAUUGGUCAGCUGAA
Drosophila kikkawai is the source of this 3515-nucleotide messenger RNA. It is a transcript of the gene Nop17l, whose product is annotated as Nop17 like. Gene Ontology annotation, cellular component: cytoplasm. Gene Ontology annotation, biological process: axonemal dynein complex assembly. The record is from RefSeq and is a predicted model, not a curated record. Lineage: Eukaryota; Metazoa; Arthropoda; Insecta; Diptera; Drosophilidae.